This is a messenger RNA of Penicillium daleae, 1038 nucleotides long. RefSeq lists its product as uncharacterized. The transcript is spliced from 2 exons. The record is from RefSeq and is a predicted model, not a curated record. NCBI's taxonomy places the organism in Eukaryota, Fungi, Ascomycota, Eurotiomycetes, Eurotiales, Aspergillaceae. Bases 1 to 1038 code for a protein of 345 amino acids.
AUGGGCACUAUGAACUGGGGGAUCUUCUGGGCGUUUAGUCUUCAAAAUGCCAUCGAUGCAGUCCCCGGUGAAUCUCCCCUUUUCGUCGAUUACCCCGGCAAGAAAACACCCUUGGCCAAAGAGUACCUCAGGGUCAUUCCAGCGACAGGGUCAGGCCCCACUGGUAAAGAUGAUCUCCUUUUCCAAAAUCUGCUGGCCGCUGAAUGGGCCAUCUAUUCCUUCUACCAGAUAGGAGUAGAAUCCUUCACCCCAUCGAACUUUACAAGGCUCGGCUGGCCAAAGUCAACCUACGACCGAAUGGUCCAAAUACGGGACAACGAAGCUGGUCACGUUCGCAUCUUCCAAGAACAAAUCUCCAAUAACUCCAUCAAGCCGGGUCCCUGCAAAUAUGAAUACGGCUUUGGCGGUAACCCCAAAAGCUGGCUCGUGCUUCAAACCUAUCUAGAGGUUGCUAGCAUGGCCUUCCUCACUGGACUUUCUAAUCAAGCCGAUCUGAACGUUUCCAAGUCCGCACUGAUGGCGAUUGGUCAAGUCGAAUCGCGCCACAACGCCUGGUCCUUGAUUGAUGUCUGGAACACAAGUCCCUUCUCCGGACCCUCGGACACAAUCUAUCCAUACGCGAACCAGAUCCUCGAUCUCACAAAUAACUUCAUUGUAUCGGACAGCUGCCCCAGUGAGAACCCGGUCUACCCCAGUCCUCGCCAGAACCUGCCCCAGAUUGAAUUCUACAGCAAUGGGACUACCGCCAGGCCCGGCUCCGACCUCCAAUUUGCCUACAAGGACCCGAAGAACGUGCCCACAUUCAAUGAUGAUAAGGAGUACUGGGCCGUUUUCUACCACGGUGUGCAGAAGGAAAGCGUGAGGUACAACCCGAAGGAAAAUCGCGUCAGGAUCCCUCCUUUUGACCUGGAUUCUGGUAUCAUCAUUGUCAACAUCGCUGAGGAGAAGGGUGCACCAACUGAGGAUAGUGUGGUUGCUGGGCCUUUGAUUAUCCUGGAACAGCCUGGGAUUUUGACCAAGGAUAUUUCCUCUGUUUAA